UUGAUGUUGGUGCCACGGCGAGCUCCGGAAAGGUGAUGCUAGAGGAUGCACGGGCCAGGUUCACGAAAUCUUGUGACUUUGCCGAUGCGACCUCAACUCCACGCCACCGAAUCCCCAAGGCAAGCUGUCCGGUCAAUCCCAAUCACAACCUCUAGUUGAAGCAGUAAACAAUGCAUCCACAUCUUCACACCGCGGAAAACCAAAAGAACUGCGCUGACGUGAUUGCCGCCCUCGACGAAUGCCACGCCCGCGGUUUCAUCCACAAAGUCCUGGGCAAUUGCACCGACGCAAAAUACAGAGUCAACAUGUGCUUGCGCGCGCAACGGCUCGAACGAACACGACAGAACCGAGAAGCGGCCAAAGAGAAGCGGAAGCACAUUGAGAAAGUGUGGGCGGAGAUCGAUGCGAAUUCAUGAAGAGGUGGAACGACCGAAUAUGCAUUUUCUGGAGUAGGAUUGGAGUUUAGGACAGGAGACACUGUAUCAUAUCCGGGCAUCAUAGGCAUAUGAAAGCGUCCGCUACCAAGAAACCCGAAGCAAAUGUGACCGUACUUGGAGACUUUUGGAGCAUUAUUUGGCAUUAAAGAAUAUCUACUCAUCCUCCGACUCCCCACUCGACCCAGAAGUAGCUAGUGGAGUAGUGCCGAGACUAUCUAAGCCCCUCUCCGUAAUGAGCUUGCUCCCUGCCGCGCCGUUCGCAGGCAAUGCUGGCAUGCCAGCUUCCUGCCGCAGUCUCUCAUACUCCUCGCCUGUUUUCUGCAACUGCUCCUGCAAAUACUGCCUCCUCUCCUCAAUCUUAACUUUGUUUUCUCUCAGCUCUUCCAACUUCUUCAAGAUCACC
This is a messenger RNA of Trematosphaeria pertusa, 840 nucleotides long. Its product is annotated as UPF0287-domain-containing protein. Bases 171 to 416 code for a protein of 81 amino acids. The record is from RefSeq and is a predicted model, not a curated record. The transcript is spliced from 2 exons. Lineage: Eukaryota; Fungi; Ascomycota; Dothideomycetes; Pleosporales; Trematosphaeriaceae. Gene Ontology annotation, cellular component: mitochondrion.